AUGACAACUGUUAGACACAGAAAGGGAAUAAAAGCCUCAGAAGUUCCAGAAGAGCCACAUGGGAAGCACUGGAAGCUUGAUGGGAAAGUUCUGCCUGGUGGAAAAGUGUGGAAGAAAGUUUCACUUGUCACCGGUGGCUUUGUUGGCAUUUCCCUAGGAAUUCUCACUUCAGUUUAUGUCGCUACUCUUCAUGAAAAUGAUCUAUGGUUUUCCAACAUCAAGGAGGUAGAGCGGGAAAUAUCCUUCAGGACAGAAUGUGGCCUGUAUUACUCCUAUUACAAGCAAAUGCUACAGGCUCCAUCCAUUCAGACAGGUUUACAUAGCUUGAUAUAUGACAAUAAAACUGAGUCCAUGAGGACAAUUAAUAUACUUGAAAGAAUGAAUGUUUACCAGGAAGUAUUUCUCAGUAUUCUGUACAGGACUUUUCAUAUUAAGAAAUUUUUAGAGCCUAUUUAUUUUUACAUCUACACGUUAUUUGGCCUUCAGGCAGUUUAUGUUGCUGCUCUCUACGUAACCAGCUGGCUUCUCAGUGGAACUUGGCUUUCGGGUGUGUUAGCUGCCUUCUGGUAUGUUACAAACAGAGUAGAUACCACCCGGGUAGAAUUCACCAUUCCACUAAGAGAGAACUGGGCACUGCCAGUCUUUGCUGUUCAGGUAGCAGCAAUCUCAUUCCUCUUCAGACCUCAUUUACGGCCUGCUCAUGAAAGACUGACGCUUCUGGCAGUAUUUAUUUCAACCUUUCUCUUCAGUUUGGCUUGGCAGUUUAAUCAAUUUAUGCUGUUGAUCCAAGCGCUGGUUUUGUUCACACUUGACUCUCUUGACUUUCUUCCUAGGGGAAAGGUGACCUGGAUCUAUAUUAUACAAGUGGCUAGUUUACUGCUUGUCUGCUUCCUACAGUUCUUCAAUACCAUGAUAGCAGGAUCAUUGCUUAUAAGCUUUAAUAUGUCUACCUUGUUAGCAAGAAGACUUCAGAAUAACCUGAAAACAGGAGGCUUGUUUAGCAGGCUUGGGAAGCUUUUCCUCCAUGUACUCUUAGUACUAUGUUUGACAUUUCUUGUAAAUAAUUUUAUGAAGAAAAUUCUUAAUCUUGAAUCAGAUGAGCAUAUCUUCAAAUUUCUAAAAGCAAAGUUUGGAUUUGGAGCAACAAGAGAUUUUGACGCUAACCUGUACUUGUGUGAAGAAGCUUUUGGUCUGUUGCCUUUUGAUACUUUCACAAGACUUUUGGACACUUUAGUCUUUUAUGCCUACGUGUUUGUGCUUUUUGUCAUGGCCAUGGCAGCUGCUGUUGUUGCUUUUCAAAAUCUCCGUGGUUCUGCUAACAACAAAUCCAUGGAUAAACUACAGAAGUGUACAAUGCUGCUGAAACCUGGUGCUGCUUAUAAUUUAGUUCACACCAUUCUGUUUGGGUGCCUGGCUUUAAGCACAAUGAGGAUGAAAUACAUUUGGACUUCCCAUCUAUGUGUAUUUGCAGCCUCUGGUUUGUGUAACAGUGACAUGUGGGGACUGAUCCUGAAAUGUGUUCGCCUUUACACACCACAAAGGGUGUCUGUGAUGAGGUACUUAACACCUGUGCUCAUAUUACUCUGUCUUUGUUACAAGUUCUGGCCAAGAAUGAUGGCUGAGCUGUCAGAGCUGAGAGAAUUCUACGACCCGGACACAGUGGAGCUGAUGAACUGGAUUAAGUCUAACACCCCAAAGAAGGCAGUGAUAGCCGGGAGCAUGCAGCUUUUGGCAGGAGUCAAGCUGUGCACGGGAAGGGUUUUAACCAAUCAUCCCCACUACGAGGAUAAAAGCCUACGAGAGAGAACGAAACAGGUCUACCAGGUGUAUGCAAAAAGGUCACCCGAAGAGGUCUACAGGGUCCUCAGAUCCUUCGGCACGGACUUUGUGAUUCUGGAGGACAGCAUGUGUUACGGCAGAAGGCACGGUCGGGGCUGUCGGCUGCGCGACCUUCUCGACAUAGCAAACGGCCAUACCAUGGAUGGUCCCGGGGACGACGAGCCUGACCUGAAACCCUCCCAGUACCCUCGCUUCUGCGAGGAAAUCAAAAAGAGCCUGCCUUCGUACACGGUGUACUUCACUAAAGUGUUUCAGAAUAAAACAUUCCACGUUUACAAGCUCGCCAAGCAUAAAAAGGCCACUUAG
Messenger RNA from Gekko japonicus, 2145 nucleotides. It is a transcript of the gene DPY19L3, whose product is annotated as dpy-19 like 3 (C. elegans). The transcript has 18 exons. Gene Ontology annotation, cellular component: nuclear inner membrane. Gene Ontology annotation, molecular function: mannosyltransferase activity. The record is from RefSeq and is a predicted model, not a curated record. Bases 1 to 2145 code for a protein of 714 amino acids. Lineage: Eukaryota; Metazoa; Chordata; Lepidosauria; Squamata; Gekkonidae.